CGUGCCGGCCGGCGGGUAACACAGCGUCCGGGAGAAGCGGGCGGCAGAUAGUCGCUGCGCGAGCCGCGGGUGGACGGGGAACAGGGCGGUCCGCAGCACCGCACCGCACGGCGGCCGGAGACGGGCCCUACCGCCGACAUCGACACAGAGACAGUGGGAGGUCCGAGACAGACAGACAGACGCCGAGUCACCAUGCAGACCAAACACAUUCCGAAGCUGCUGCUGCUUCUGGCGGUCUCGCUGAGCGCCGCCGCCGCUCAGAGGGGAGGCUGUCAAUGUCAGCCCACCUGGCAGUGCCCGCAGGCGUUCGCCGUGUUCCCCGUACGCACGUGCGUGGUGCGUGGCUUCCUGCGCGGCGUCUGUUGUCCGCAGACCACGCCGCGGCCAACUACACCGCCGCCGGCGCGCGACUGCACACCGCUGGUACUGUGUCCAGGCGCGCUGGCCAACCCCAAGGCCUUCUCGCGGAUGACGUGUCGCCUGCGGGACGGCUCGCAGGGCGUCAUGUGCAGCACCAGAGGGAUCAUCUUCGGGGCGCCGCCGUCCGUCGGUACGCGGGACGGCAUCAGCGGCCGCCGGCGCGCCAUGCAGCCGCUCGGGGAGGAACGCCAGGUCACAGAGGCGUUCAUGACGGUGACCGGUGGCGACGAGCGCGCAGCAGCCGCCUCCGCCGAGCGCGCCGUCCAGGAGCAGACGCAGCUCGGCACCCGGCUCGGCACGUCGGCGCGCGGCUCCACCGUUGGUAUCUUCAACCUGAACUUCCGCUCUAACCGGGCCGAGCAAGAUUUGGGCAUGACCGGUCUGCAGAACCUGCUGGCUCUCAGCUCCAUCAACCAGCAGGGCGGCGGUAGCACGGUGCAGCUGACCAACCGGUUCGGCUUCUCGCAGCCCGCCGACACCAUCUCGCCGUCGCGACCGUCGCGCAUCCCCGGCUGCGAGAACGAGGAGUCCAUCUUCUGCACGGCGAGCAGGUUCCGCACUGCCAACGGCGAGUGCAACAACCUGGAUAGGCCGCGUCAGGGCCGCGCGCUCACCGGCUUCAAACGCCUUCUCGCGAACACCUACGCCGACAACAUCUUCGAGCCUCGCCGGGCGAGUGUGACGGGCCGGCCGCUGCCGAGCGCGCGGCUCAUCAGCGAGCGUGUGGUGGAGACCAUCUCUAACGAGCUGAGCGGUUUCACCCUGUCGGUGAUGCAAUGGGGCCAGUUCAUCGACCACGACUUCAACCACGCGCUCAUCUUCCAGCUGCCCGACGGCGGCGCCAUCCAGUGCUGCCAGAACGACGGGCAGACCCUGCCCACCACGCCGCUGCACCCGCAGUGCAUCCCCAUCGAGAUCCCGGCCAACGACCCCUUCUACAGCCGCUUCGGCCAGCGCUGCAUGAGUCUGGUGCGCUCCCUGCCGGCUCCGGAGCCCGACUGUAUCGCGCGGCCCGCCACGCCCAUCAACGAGCUGACGGCCUACCUGGACGCGUCCAUGCUGUACGGUAGUCAGGAUGAGGAGACUGACCGACUGCGCACCUUCCAGAACGGCCUGCUGAUUGUCAGCCGCGACAACCUGCUGCCGCUGUCCAGCACACCGUCCGUGCCGCGACCCAUCUCACUGACCAACCGGUACCGGUUCCCGGGCGGCCGCGGCGGCCGGCGGGGCCAGACCACGGCGCGACCCACACCCGCGCCCAUUGAAGAGGAAGAGGGAGACUCGUGCGUGGACAGCGCGCGCGUCUGCUUCCGCGGCGGCGAGUCGCGUGUCAACGAGCAGAGCGCGCUCACCGUCAUGCAUACGCUCUUCACGCGCGAGCACAACCGCGUGGCGACAGCGCUGCGCCGGCGGCACGCCGACUGGGACGACGAGCGUCUCUUCCAGGAGGCGCGUCGCAUCGUCAUCGCCGAGUGGCAGCACAUCGUCUACAACGAGUGGCUGCCGAUCGUGGUCGGCUUCGACUACGCGCGCGACCACGACCUGCUACCGCUGCAGAGCGGCUUCUCGCAGCUCUACGACGCCACUGUGGACGCGUCGGCAUCCAACGAGUUCGCCACGGCCGCGUUCCGCUUCGGCCACUCGCUGCUGCGCGACAUGUACCAUCUGAUCAACGCGCAGGGCGCCGUCACGCGUUCGGUGAACCUAACCAGGACCUUCUUCGACCCGACGGUGGUGGCGGACGGCUUCGUCGAGCACGCGCGCACACUGGUGGCUCGCCGACCGGAGACGUUCGACACGAACAUCAUCAGCAGCGUGCACGAGCAGCUCUUCACAUCAAACUUCCGGUUCGGUCUGGAUCUGAUCGCGCUCAACAUUCAGCGCGGACGCGACCACGGCAUUCCGACGUACACCAGCGUGCUGCGCGCCUGUAAUGACAUCACCAUCGACAGCUGGAACGCGCUCAGCGCCGUCAUGGACCAGCAGGCCAUCAAAAACCUGCGCUCCGUGUACGACGACCCGCGCGACGUCGACCUCUUCAUCGGCGGCCUGAGCGAGCGGCGUGCGCGCGGCGCCCAGGUCGGCCCCACCUUCCAGUGCCUGAUCGGACAGCAGUUCUUUGACGUGCGGUACGGCGACCGGUUCUUCUACGACAUCGGCGGCAUGGAUCACAGCUUCACCGAGCCGCAGUUGGCCGAGAUCCGUAAGAGCAGCUGGGCGCGCAUGAUGUGCGACACGCUGGGCACAGAGUUCGGCGGCGACUUCAGUCGGGUGCAGCCACUGGCGUUCGUCGAGUCGACGGUGGGUCCCAACGGACAGGCAUCGUGCAGCAGCGCGGCUAUCCCCAGAAUGAACCUGGACGUCUUCUGAGCGAGCGGCGACCGGUACACCAGCUCAUAGGAACGGGGCGCCAGAAGCGCUGUCUUACCGAUGUGACGACGACAGAUAGGCCGUCAUGGUUGGAGCCAACAUGACCUCUGAAUGAGAUGCCUUGUCUCGGCACACAAAACCGGUGUUAAUGAUACACAUUGCCGCUUCAAUACGCCGACAAUGCUAAUGUAUUGCGCAUCAGCUCUUUCAAAUGUGUGUCGCGGUGUAACGAACAGCCAUGUUUCAGUUACUUGUGAAGGCGAUCAGUAUGGACGAACUGUGGAAAUGGGGACACACGGAAGCUUAGGAAGUCGAGCGACCAUUCUGGGCAGAAGGGACGUUGACUUUGUGGGAGGUUUAAUGUACCAGUCGAUUGAGUUGUGGUGUUUUAUCCUAUGCAUGUCGAUAACGUUGUGACUUGCGGCUCUAGUGCCUUUGGAGAGGCAAGCAGACCAAUUUGUAUAAUGUCCAUCUGGAUUUUAGAUGUGUGUAAUGACAUUGGAAAGGAAUACAUAUUUUCAAGAUA
Messenger RNA from Amphibalanus amphitrite, 3316 nucleotides. Its product is annotated as peroxidase-like. Gene Ontology annotation, biological process: response to oxidative stress. Gene Ontology annotation, molecular function: heme binding; peroxidase activity. Bases 193 to 2790 code for a protein of 865 amino acids. The record is from RefSeq and is a predicted model, not a curated record. Lineage: Eukaryota; Metazoa; Arthropoda; Thecostraca; Balanomorpha; Balanidae. The transcript has 3 exons.